UUUCUAGUGUGAUUCUGUUUUUGUUCUUAUAUAGUUGCCUUCUUUUUCUUUCUAUUUCUUCGUGAGUGCAGAUCAAGCCAUUGAACCAUUCUCACGAUUUACCACCACCGGGAAAAAAGGGACGGCCUUAUAUAUGUAGUUGCAUGAUUUUCCUCCGGCCUACAGAUGGAGCAAAGCUAAUUUUGAAAAAGUGGUUAGAGGAACUUCAGAUGGAGCCAUGGUCUAGAACCAAGAAAUCUAAUGAUCAACCUGCUUUUAACUGGGCUUUAAUGAAGAAUGCUAAAGAGGCCGAUCUGUACCUGCUUCCUCAAGAAGCAUUUCCUACAGGCGGUUUAUAUUUCAAGAACAAAACAUGGGUCAAGGAAACUAAAGGAAAGCAUGUCAUAAUUCACAACAAUUAUAUAGUUGGUUUUGAGAAGAAGAUAAAGAGAUUUCGCGACUAUGGUUUCUGGUUGGUGGAUGACCAUAAACAAGAGUCGCCUCUGGGUGGAUUAUGACGCUACCUUGUUACAAGUUUAUCUUCGGCCUAAUUUGGUCCCUAAGCAUUUGAAUUCAGAACAUGCCUUCUGCCAAACUGUUCAGCCUGACUUGCUUGAUUGAUAUUUUUUCUGAAGAUGU
Molecule: messenger RNA, 618 nt
Organism: Vicia villosa (hairy vetch)
Lineage: Eukaryota; Viridiplantae; Streptophyta; Magnoliopsida; Fabales; Fabaceae
Product: UDP-D-xylose:L-fucose alpha-1,3-D-xylosyltransferase MGP4-like
Exons: 2
Coding region: 144-497 (117 amino acids)
Cellular component (GO): Golgi apparatus
Molecular function (GO): glycosyltransferase activity
Source: RefSeq, a predicted model, not a curated record